Gasterosteus aculeatus aculeatus (three-spined stickleback) is the source of this 3288-nucleotide messenger RNA. It is a transcript of the gene zdbf2, whose product is annotated as zinc finger, DBF-type containing 2. Gene Ontology annotation, biological process: genomic imprinting. Gene Ontology annotation, molecular function: nucleic acid binding; zinc ion binding. NCBI's taxonomy places the organism in Eukaryota, Metazoa, Chordata, Actinopteri, Perciformes, Gasterosteidae. The record is from RefSeq and is a predicted model, not a curated record.
AAACUGAUCAAGUAGUAAUGGAUCGAACCACCCAAUGAGUGUCGUGACACGCGUGCGUACAGUAAGAACGCGUCACUAAGGUUUCGGCCCGGUGCGGCAGCUCCUGUCAACUAAUGAGCCACGGUGGGCUUGAUGUUCUUCACUCGGCGCUAUUAUAGGAACCUUGAAGUGGAUUCUGUCUCGUUUCCGUUUAGUAAAGCCGGACAAAUCGAUUAAGAGAACAAAGUAUAAGUGAAAGUCCAGUGUGAUUUCAUUACUAUAACCUAAUCAGGGCGGGAACGUGCUCUUGUAGGUGCGCCAGGUGUCUGACAGACUUUAAUAACGGUCGGGGAAACACAUGGAUAUAAAUAGGUGGCUAGCUAGCUGCUGUAGAUGCACAAACGGUAAGGUGUCGUUAGCUGCUGCUAGAACGUCACAGGCUAAAUAUAGUAUUUCAAUCGGCUCAGUCACAGAAAUCUGCGUUUCUGUCCGGUAGCUACGGCCGUAUAGGAACCGAACACAAUAUGGCUAAGGUGAUAUAUUUAGCAGGCUCGUGGACUCCAGCUGGAACUCUCACUCGGUUACCCGUGGUUACUAUAUGGAGCGCUGUUAUUGGCUGGAUGACCCACUGGCUCCAGAUUACCAGUCAGCAGGAUGUCAGAGCGUGAUGAAGGAUGUGUGGGGAGUGUCAGCCAGGACCGUCUGGGUGUGAGCCGAGCAGACAGGGUUACUGUGGAUACUGCAGAGUCCUCUACAACAACCUGCACCAGCACCUGUCCAGUCUCAGACACCUGGAUUCUGUCCGUGCAUCGCCCCGAGGCUCCAGCACUGUCUCCUCUUCCAUCAGCAGCACAAGCAAACUAACUCUGCUGGAACGCUUCCUGCAGGAUGUGCUGCAACACCACCCGCAUCGCUACAACGACCCCAGACCAUCUCAUGCUGACCUCCCGCCAGUCUGUACCCCUUUUUUUCCAAGGACAGAACUUAAUGAACUCGGUUUCUGUGACGAUGACAGGCGGUCGCUGGGGACCUGUGAACAUCUGUCCAGUUCUGACAACGCCGCCAACCAACCGGUCAAUCAGAAGGAAGACAACCGCACACAGAGUCAAUUAUUCACAGGGUUUGGGAGUCAGCAGGCGCUGUCUGGGCCAAUCAGAGAGCAAGAAGACAGAGACAUCCUCACCGCAGGGAACAUAAUGUCGUCGCAAGUACACACCCCGCCCCCACACCAUCAGGCCCCGUCACCUGUUCACAGGAAGGCCCACAGGAAGACCAACAGGAGGAAAACCACCGGCACCACCUCAGUACCGCGUCCAGACACUGGUCGCGGAGUAAACCCCGGUUCCCGGUCCUCCUUCCCCUGGCAGAGGGAGGGAAGGGAGGCAUUUUCCUUGGGUCGGACCACGGAGGAGGUGAUCCAGGUCUGUUGCCAUGGUGUCGGUUCCAUUCUCUACCAGCAGGAGAAGUCAGAGAGCUUCGAGUUCAGCCUUCCCGUCUCCAUGGAAACACAAAGUGAGGACUGGGACACACCUGUGCAGAGAGAACCAAUACGGGACGCACCUAUCCAGGUGAGCACUGCACGGGGGCACGACCUGAGCGGUCUGAUGGACGUGGAGGUGGCCCUGGAAGACCAGGUUUACUCCUGCCAGCUAGACUCUGCCCUCCACAGUGAGCGACGGUCAAGCGGCAGGGCCCAGAUGGACUUGGGCUUCUGGACUUUGCCGAUAGAGGAGGUCUUACCGGCUCCGGAACAUAUCCCAGAAUCUUUCAAGGGGAAGACCUGGACCCAGAUUGAACAGGAGGACGAGGGAAGAGUUGACAAGCUGGUCCGACAGUUCAGACGGGGGCAAUUCAUCUGCUACUUUGACACAGAGUCUCUGGCCAUGUACGGGAGGAGGGGUGAAAACAAGGAGGAGGAGCCAACCAAUAGUAUCCUGCCGUUAUUAGACUGCAAUGACAAUGCCUCACCGUACGUUAGGAGGAGAAAGGGGCGGGCAUUCAGAGUAGCGUCCAGGUGUCAGGUUGUCAAAAUCAGCCACAGCACUCAGACGAUACGAUUCGUCGUCCCAACCCUCCCUGAACCAGCUUCGGAGACCCUGGCCCCUAGCGUCCCUACAGCCCAUCAGGAAGCAGCAGAGAGGACUCCCGAGGGGCAGACAUGGCGCUGCCUUCCGCCAUCAUACUUGGGUAUCGUCACACCUCUGCAGCCUCGCACCUCUCUGGUCUACCUGAUCUGCUCCCCCUCAGGCUCCACCCCCUCCUACAACCCUGCAAUAGGCUAUGCCCUCAAACGAUGUAGGAAGAAGAGGCGUCCGUUAGACGCUCAAGGGUUAAAGGUCAAAUACAAACAGUUUCCUAUCAGGUUGUACGACCCCACCAGCAAUCGCAUCCUGAAAAAUCACCCGAAAGGCUUUGUUCCUUACACCUCCCCCCCACGGUGCGUCCGUCACCUUUUCAGAAGUCUUAGUCUAGACCUGAACGCCGACAGGCCGCUUGGUUGGGGGGGCAUAGGGUCCUUCAGGAUCAAAGGUCAGAGGUCAUUAAACAAGCCCUUAGGCCAAGGCAAAGGUACUAAGGACACAGUCGGGAGGCGGGGGAGGACAGCUCAAAACCCGCCCACUUUUCCUCAUAGCAGGGGGGGGAGGAGGGAUAGGAGACGUCCCUCCUCCAUAAAGAAGAGAACCAGGGAUAAGGCCCCCGCACACACAGCCCAGGAGAGAAGGCCUACGCCGAGCAGGACCCGGCAGUAAAGCCCUGUGUUUAACCCGCUGGGGAAUGCCUGCAGGGCUACAAGAGGGGGCAGGGAUAGCUAGGUCCUAUGGUCAAGUCACCUGUUUAAGUACCUAGGUCACCUUUUCAGGUAGCUAGGUCACCUGUUCAGGUAGUAUGUUACCUCUUCAGGCAGCAGGUCACCUGUUCAGCUAGCUUUCAUGUUCAUGUUCAGGAUCCAUGUUCAACCUGAUGCCUUUAAUGAAUAAUAACUGUUUCAAAGAGACUGAUUAGAAUGAAAUCAUCUCAUCAAUAUAAAAAUGUAAUGUUAUGUUUGUGUGUAGAAGAAUUAUUAAUAAUAACUACAUUCUGAUUUAAAUAUACUUUUUUAUUUCAUGAAAUGGUAAGAAAAAAGCCAACAUCUGAGCUUUUUAAAAAUUGUAAAAAUUCACUGAAAUAGUGAAUGAUGACUUUGUUUUAUUAUAAUGAUCCUGUAAUACUACAUGACCGGUCAUUGACACCUGUUUUAAAAAAAAUACUUUUACACUUUAUUUAUAGAUCAAUAAGUUAAUGUGGAAUAAAAAUCUAUUGUAAGUUCAA